CCUGACGCGUAGCCACAGUGGUGCUAUGAAGGACGCGCCGCGCUGCCUCUCGCCGCAUAUAAAAGAAGGUCGCUGAGCCGCGGGGACGGCUUCCUAGGAGCCCCAUCAUUAGUCGAGGACGACGCUGUGCGGCACUAUGGCCGUGUGUGCGACGUGCGUGAGCAAGGUGUACAGUGGGGUGAUGGAUGAUGUCAUUUCUGGGGUGCGAGAGUUCUUUUUGGACGAGGGCCUGGAUGAACAAGUGCUGUCUGAGCUGCGUCAGUUAUGGGAGCAGAAGUUACAGCAUAUGAAUGUUUUUCCCAACUGUGAGCCAGGCACAGCAUCCUCCCACCAGUCACAGGGACAGGUGCAACAGCAACAACAGCAGCAGCAGCAGCAGCAGCAACAACAACAAACACAGCAACAGCAGGUGCAACAGCAACAACAGCAACAGCAACAGACUCAACAGACUGCAGGAGGAAGCCCAGCUGUAGUUGCCAAUCUGGUACCAGUGCAGAUUACUGUGCCAGCGCAGCAAGCAGGGGGUGUGCCCAAAGCCAUCACCAUCCAUGUCCCAUCCAAUGCCCUGGCUAAUGGAGUUGCUGGCAUGCAGCUGCAGGCCAUCCUUAGCUCCCCAACUGCUGCACAUACCUUUGCUCUUGAGGCCAGCAAGGCGGCGGAAAUUAUCCAGCGUAAAUUGAACCAAGCCCUUGAGGAAAAUGGUAUUACUCUUCCUCCACAGCUCCAGCAAUAUAGCCAGAUUGCCACCACCCAGGUGGAUGGACCUGUCGAUGAACCACUGGGAGCCACAUCAGCCUCCUGUUCCUCAUCCACACAUAAGGCAGAAGCUACUCACCCACCACACACUGUCACUGCAGAUAGAAGAAUUAUGGAUGCCAUAAUCUAUGAGAGAUUAAAAGCCACCCAGGUGGAUGGCCAGUUUGGCACUGGAGACAGCUCCUCUGAGAUCUCUGAUGAUGAUGAUGAUGAUGAUGAUGACAAAGAUGAAGAAGAUGACAAGAAAUCCAUAGAUGGAGAAGAAGAUGAAGAUGAGGCUGAGGGGCCAGAGGAAGAACCACUGAAUAGUGAUGAUGAUGUGAGUGAGGAUGACACCUCUGACAUGUUUGACACAGACAAUGUAGUGGUGUGUCAGUAUGACAAGAUCACUCGAGUGAGAAAUAAGUGGAAGUUCAACCUGAAAGAUGGCAUCAUGAACCUCAAGGGGAAGGACUACCUCUUCCAAAAAGCCACUGGAGAAGGGGAAUGGUAGACAACAAGGAUGGUAGAGACAAAGGAAGGCAGGCCACAUGGAGAACUGUCAUUUCAGAGACUGAGUGGUCAUGUUUCUGUCCACUCCUGUGGUACAAAGCUUUAGCUGGUUGUUGCUGCACUUCUGUGACCAGACAGGUUUGUCUGUUAGUGCAGUGUAAUGAGAAAAUGUCAAUGUGGAAAUCUAAGGCACUUGACACAGUUGUUGAUUUCUUACCUUUUGUCCACAAGACAGAUAUAUUGAUUCCUCAAAGUUGCAGGUUUGAUAUUCUUCUCACUGUAGAGCAGGGAUUCACUAUGUAUAUAUUUCUCUGCAUGGCAUUAUGAUUUUAUUAUUCAUUAUUUAGCAUUAUAGUAUGUUUUGAAUAUUCAAUUUACCUAUUCACUAGCCAUUGCAUUGCUCCUCUGUUCUGUUAGAAAACAAAGUAUCACUUUAGAGGCUACUUACUUACCUGUCAAGGUAAAUUUCACAAAUAAUCAAAGGCUUCAUGGAAAUUCUUCACCUGUACUAUUGAUAAUGUGUUUCAGUCAUUAUUUGAAGCCUCCUGUAGUAUGUUUACAGUGGUUGCAUCAUUGAGAUGAGAUGUGGGAAAGCAUAGGUUGUUUGCAUUUAGUAUCCAUGAUGUCAGAUUUUUUUAUAUAAAUCCAGCAUUGACUUUGUGUGGUCACAUUCCUUCAUUGUUCUGCCAUUUUUGUGUUCACCACUAUGUUGCUCUCCUGUCUGUUGCUGGCACAAGUGAUGAGUUAUUGAAUGGGUCAAAUAGAAAUUUUUUUUCACAGUAA
Scylla paramamosain (green mud crab) is the source of this 2031-nucleotide messenger RNA. RefSeq names its product transcription initiation factor IIA subunit 1-like. The transcript is spliced from 8 exons. The record is from RefSeq and is a predicted model, not a curated record. The coding region runs from base 137 to 1249 and encodes 370 amino acids. Gene Ontology annotation, biological process: transcription by RNA polymerase II; transcription initiation at RNA polymerase II promoter. Gene Ontology annotation, cellular component: transcription factor TFIIA complex. Lineage: Eukaryota; Metazoa; Arthropoda; Malacostraca; Decapoda; Portunidae.